AUGCCUUCAGCCGCUAGGUUUGAAACAGUAUCCGCACGGCUUAAGAAUCUUUCUGGACUUGAAACCUCAAUCCCGCACUUGGCCUGGGCACUCACGCUCUAUCUGUUCACCAGCGAAAAAAAUGUUCAAUUUCAACUAUACUCGCAAGACUCUGUUCGAGCACUCGAUAUCCCAAUUGAUACCGAGAAGAUCGUAUCGGAGGCCCUGGUAGAGAUUCGAAGCCUCCUUAAAACCGCCUGUGUCAAUUGUGACCCGAUUGCGAGGUCAAACGACUGGAAGUCCAGGAGUCUUUUAGAUAUGACGAUCACGAGGCCCUCUGACCAGGACGGAACUGGGGCGACAGCCCCAGAUUUGGUGUCCCCGAUGAUAUUGAGAUGCGACUUAGCAGAGAAUUCGACUGAGAUUAGCGUCAUUGUCGGCACUGAUGGACCCCCUUCAUGGCAGGCACAGCGAAUGAUGUACCAAUUCAGUCACCUCAUGAAACAGCUUCAAUAUUUCCCAGAGAGGAAGAUGGUAGCCUUACUCAGUCUGUGUCCCGAAGAUCAUUCCUGGAUUGAUAUUCGAAAUGGACCAAUGCAUCCCUUGAGUCGGAUCGAGAUAUGCAUUCAUGAUCUGAUCUCAUCCCAAAUUGCAGCACAGCCUCAGAGUGAAGCAAUUUGUGCCUGGGAUAUCAAAAUGACAUAUAGUGAGCUUGAGGCACAAGCAAGGGCACUCAGCCUUCGUUUGAUUCAGGCUGGGGUGGGUCCAGAAGUCGUGGUGGCAGUGCUCUUCGAGAAGUCUGGUUGGACACCAGUCGCAAUGCUUGCUAUUCUCUAUUCUGGGGCUGCGUUUGCCCUUUUGGAUGCAUCAUUCCCUGAUGGGCGGCUGAAGACGAUGUGCGGUGAUAUUGGUGCCAUGGUCGGGGUUUGCUCUCCUCAAUAUGCCGAUCGCGGUAAAUCCAUUGGGCUGCAGCAAGUUAUCACUCCAAGGAUCACUGCUUUGAAAGCCUCAGAUACCAUCCUGCACCGAACUGUUCGUCCGAGUAACAUGGCAAUUCUUGCCUUCACAUCCGGCUCUACAGGCAAGCCGAAGGCCACUGUGAUCGAACAUGCUGGGUUUAGCACAAGUUUAAUAGCAACUGCAAAGAAAAUGAAUUAUCUUCCCACCUCACGCGUCCUGCAAUUUGCAUCAUAUGGGUUUGAUCUCAGCCUUUGUGAGACUCUCGGGGUGUUGAUCGCGGGCGGGUGUGUUUGUGUACCAUCGAAUCAAGAACGCCUUCAGGAUCUGGCGGGCGCCGCUCGACGUUUAAAUGUCAAUUCAACCUUCAUGACACCUGCGGUCCUACGAACAUUCAACCCUGAUGAUUUUCCAACCAUAUCAACGGUAGUCUGUGGAGGCGAUAAGAUUGGCAUUGAUGACAUCCAUUCAUGGGCCGAGAAAAAGACCUUGACCAAUAUCUACGGCCCUUCCGAAUGUAGUGGCCUUGGCUCAUCAUUUGCGGAGAGCAUUUCCUUCACGCCAGAUACGGCGAACAUAGGGUACCCAAUCGACUGUUGUCGCUUCUGGGUUGUGGAUCAGGAUGACAACAACCGGCUAGUACCUGUCGGUGCUGUCGGAGAAUUGAUCAUUGAAGGUCCCAACGUCGGACGUGAAUACCUCAACAGACCUGAGGAGACAUCAAAAGCGUUUUCUCAAAAUCCACCUUGGAUUCGUCCGUUUCGUACGUCGCCGUGGAGCUUUUAUCGCACAGGUGACUUGGUGCAAAUGGUAUCAGACGGAUCAUUUCGCAUACUGGGACGGAAAGAUAACCAAAUUAAGAUCCAUGGGCAACGAAUUGAGCUCAAGGAAAUUGAACAUGUCAUUCAUGAUGUAUUGCCAGAGUCUCAGCGCGUGAUCGUGGUCGUUGUGAACCGCACAUCUCCCGUCCUCGUUGCCUUUCUUUUGGGAAUGAAUGGGGAUUCUCGUGAGGGGAAAUCGGCCAAUUUGACGUUCCUCAAGCCUUCGAAAUCUUUCCAACAUGCAUGUCGGGUCGCUGUUGCUACUCGUCUUCAGAGGGAUUUACCGCAAUUCAUGAUUCCAAAAUUGUGGAUCCCAUUGGACAAGCUGCCACUCACACCGAAUGACAAGUUGGAUUUUCGUCGACUAUCAGCAGAGGUGGCACAAUUCUCGUCGGAAGAGGCGUUAGAGUACACUCUCUUAUUGGGGAAUCGCCGUACCGUAGCUCAUAACGAGAUGGAAAAUCGAAUUCAGUGCUUGGUUGCGCUGGCGCUGGGUGUUGAGCAGCAGCAAGUUGCUCUAGAUGCGAGCUUCUUUGCCCAGGGAGGUGAUUCGCUGGCUGCAAUGAGAAUAUCCGCGUUGGCUCGCAAAGAGAACAUCGAGCUAAGCCCACUUGCUCUUCAAGAGGCGGAAUCGAUAGCCAAGCUGGCUCAAAAGCUUGACAAAGAAAAACAGAAACCUGGUUGCAAUGAAAAAUUCGCUCCUGAGUUUCUUCAAGAUACCGACGGCACUAUCCUGAAGACGCUCUCGUGCCAACUUCCGGGAAUAGAAUCCCCGAAUAUCCAGCAUAUUCUUGCCGGCACUGAAACGCAGGAGUAUUCUCUUGAUAUGCCGUGUGAAUAUUUUCAAUUAAAUCUUUGCGGAUCGCUGGAUAUCUGUCGAUUAAAGUCAGCCAUCAAGUCGCUCCACGAGCGACACGAAAUCCUCCGGGCUGCUGUGUUCUCUGGCCACACACCGGCCAGAACGUACCAAGUCAUCUUACGGGAUUUCGAGCCUCAACUUGAGAUCCUUGAGAGUACCGAACCAGCAAUUCAGGUUGCCGGCCGAUGGAUUGUCAACGACAGUGAGAUGACAAAAGAAAGUCUGCGCGCUUUAUGGCCUCCGUUUCGAUUCAUUCUUGCCUUGAAGGAUGAUGACGCGCGUGAAAUGUCCCUUGUUGUUGCAAUUAAGAACCCGUACUAUGACGGCGUGUCCAGUAUAACCUUGUUUAACGAUUUAGCUACCUUCUACGAGCACGGACCAGAUUCAUUACCGCCGGCCAUGACUUAUGGCGAAUACCAGGCCUUCGCGGCAUCUCUCCCAAUCAGCGAUGCCAUCGAUUUUUGGCAAGAGACCUUGCGAGGUUCAUCGCUUUUUGAUGUGGGACGUUGUCGAGUCCCCUCGCGUUGCCCAGAAGUGUCUACCAGUCGUGUCAUUCCCUUAGUGCAGCCACCUCUGGGCAUUACGCUAGCUACAGUUGUAAAGACUGCCUGGGCGCUGACCCUGGCACACCAAGCUGGUAAGGAUGAUUGCGUAUUUGCGCAAUUCGUUACUGGUCGUUCGCACGGUCCGGCUGGUAUCCAAGAAGUAGUCGGGCCGUGCGUGAACUUCCUCCCUGUGCGGGUUUCGUUGGCCGGAGAAAAACCAAAUCUAUCGGCAAUGGAGGUGAUGGAGGCAGUACAAUCGCAACACGUUAAGUCACUGUCCUAUGAAACCGUCGAUUUCUUUGGGUUGGGAGAUCAAUGCACAGAAUGGGGCUCGGAUGCCUUGAUGGAGACAUUUGUUUUGCAUCAGAAUAUCAAAUUUGAUAAUGAAUAUCGUCUUGGGGAGGCAGUUGGCAAGCUUGAUUUGAUUUAUCCGGGGGUUGAAACGGAUGGGUUUGUUCUCCAUUCUGUUCCCCGCGUCGAGGAUCAUGAAUUCCGCCUCUCGGUUCCCGAAGGAGUGCUUGACCUCGCCACAGUCAGCCAUCUUGUUACAGAGACGUGUUACUGGGUGCAGACACUCGUAGCCCAUUUGAACACGCCUGUCGUCGAUUUAAGGACACAGAGAAAGGCUGACCUGGACACGGCAAUGAACUGUGAAUGA
Messenger RNA from Penicillium manginii, 3819 nucleotides. RefSeq lists its product as uncharacterized. The transcript has a single exon. The coding region runs from base 1 to 3819 and encodes 1272 amino acids. Gene Ontology annotation, cellular component: cytoplasm. NCBI's taxonomy places the organism in Eukaryota, Fungi, Ascomycota, Eurotiomycetes, Eurotiales, Aspergillaceae. Gene Ontology annotation, biological process: secondary metabolite biosynthetic process; amino acid activation for nonribosomal peptide biosynthetic process. The record is from RefSeq and is a predicted model, not a curated record. Gene Ontology annotation, molecular function: catalytic activity; phosphopantetheine binding.